Pterocles gutturalis (yellow-throated sandgrouse) is the source of this 1437-nucleotide messenger RNA. It is a transcript of the gene SLC37A1, whose product is annotated as solute carrier family 37 (glucose-6-phosphate transporter), member 1. Lineage: Eukaryota; Metazoa; Chordata; Aves; Pterocliformes; Pteroclidae. Gene Ontology annotation, molecular function: glucose 6-phosphate:phosphate antiporter activity. Gene Ontology annotation, biological process: phosphate ion transmembrane transport; glucose-6-phosphate transport. The transcript is spliced from 16 exons. The annotation marks the transcript as partial. The record is from RefSeq and is a predicted model, not a curated record. Gene Ontology annotation, cellular component: endoplasmic reticulum membrane.
GGAGAGCUGCAUAAGCAUUGUGCUGCUUCACAUGAAGUUGAACUCAACUCCUACAAAGAACAUGCUGCCCAAAUUCAGCCUGUCAAAAAGCCAUCUAAUGUAUCUCAGUGUGGUUGGGAGCCAUUUGAUAAGAACAACUACAAACAGUUACUGGGAGCACUGGAUUACUCGUUUCUGUGUGCGUAUGCAAUUGGAAUGUAUUUAAGUGGAAUAAUAGGAGAACGACUACCUAUCCGGUACUAUCUGACAGUCGGAAUGCUUGCUAGUGGACUCUUCACUGCAAUGUUUGGAUUGGGUUAUUUCUAUAAUAUACAUAAUCUGUGGUUUUACAUAAUGGCCCAGAUAGCUAAUGGGUUGGUGCAAACUACUGGCUGGCCAAGUGUCGUUACAUGUAUUGGCAACUGGUUUGGAAAAGGAAGGAGAGGUUUGAUCAUGGGAAUCUGGAAUUCACACACUUCAGUGGGAAAUAUCUUGGGAUCCUUAAUUGCUGCUUAUUGGGUGUCUACCUGCUGGGGUCUCUCGUUUGUGAUGCCUGGUGUUAUCAUUGCUGUGAUGGGGAUUGUUUGUUUCCUGUUUCUUAUUGAACAUCCUAAAGAUAUAAGUUGCUCCUGCACACCAUCCAGUAGUUCUAAAACCAUCCUGAACGGUGCAUCUCGAUUCAGAGUCCAGAUGCCAACCUUAAAUGCUAAGGAAACCAGCAAACCUCAGGAUCCAGAGAUGCAGCAUUUGCUUAUUGAUGGUGAAAAUUGCAGUGUAUCACUGAACGCCAGCAGUGUGGCCACCGGUGAAGGCAGACAUGGGACGUCAGCUAUAAGCUUCCUUGGAGCCUUGCGAAUACCGGGAGUCAUAGAGUUCUCCCUUUGUCUGCUGUUUGCAAAGCUGGUGAGCUAUACUUUCCUCUUCUGGCUUCCCCUCUAUAUCACAAACGUAGAGCAUCUUGAUGCCAAAAGAGCUGGUGACCUUUCUACACUGUUUGAUGUGGGUGGAAUAUUUGGUGGAAUUUUGGCAGGCCUGAUUUCAGACAGGCUAGAGAAGAGGGCAUCGACCUGUGGAAUGAUGUUACUGCUUGCGGCACCCACAUUGUACAUGUUCUCUGCAGUCAGUAAAAUGGGCCUUGAGGCUACUGUAGUGAUGCUGCUUAUCAGUGGUGCCCUGGUGAAUGGCCCUUACGCGCUGAUCACCACUGCUGUCUCUGCUGACUUGGGUACCCAUAAAAGCCUGAAAGGGAAUGCAAGAGCCUUGUCCACAGUGACAGCGAUCAUCGACGGAACGGGAUCUGUAGGUGCAGCUUUGGGGCCUCUCUUAGCUGGUCUUAUUUCCCCAUCUGGUUGGAACAACGUGUUUUACAUGCUCAUGGUAGCAGAUGCAUGUGCCUUGCUAUUCUUACUCCGUCUUAUUCAGAAGGAACUUCGGUGUUACGCAGACCAUAGCCUGUAA